Engraulis encrasicolus (European anchovy) is the source of this 3589-nucleotide messenger RNA. RefSeq lists its product as uncharacterized. Gene Ontology annotation, molecular function: nucleic acid binding. The record is from RefSeq and is a predicted model, not a curated record. The transcript has a single exon. Lineage: Eukaryota; Metazoa; Chordata; Actinopteri; Clupeiformes; Engraulidae. Bases 1 to 3429 code for a protein of 1142 amino acids. Gene Ontology annotation, biological process: DNA integration.
AUGUUGAUGAGGCACUACGAGGCUGAUUUCCCCGAACGCCGGUGCGAGGACAAGUCAGAGCCAUCACAACAUGACAAACAGUUUAUGCACACUGUGACAACAUCAGCACAUCUGAUCGAUGGCCAUUACACCAUCAAGCUGCCUCUGAAGGAAGACUCUGUGAAGAUGCCAUGCAACCGUGGUAUAGCUGAGCAACGGCUGAACUCCCUGAAGCGGAAGUUUAACAGAAAUGCAGACUUCUUUCAAGAGUACAACAGCUUCAUGAACAACAUCCUGGAGAAAGGUUACGCCACCAGAGUUCUAGAUGAGCAGCUGAGUCGCAGUGACGGGAGAGUGUGGUUCAUCCCACACCAUGGGGUGUACCACCCGAAAAAGAAAAAGUUGAGGGUUGUGUUCGAUUGCGCGGCAACAUACCAAGGAGUGUCGCUGAACGACAGACUGCUACAAGGGCCGGACCUUACAAACACCCUAAUCGGAGUGCUGCUGAGGUUCAGGCAGGAGCCUGUCGCACUGAUGGCGGACAUCGAAUCCAUGUUCUACCAGGUGCGGGUUCCAGACGAAGACGCGGAUUUGUUGCGCUUCCUUUGGUGGCCAGGCGGCAAUUUGAACAAACCUGUGGAAGAGUACAGGAUGUGCGUGCACCUCUUCGGAGCCACGUCGUCCCCCAGUUGCGCUUCGUAUGCGCUCAGGAGAACAGCACAAGGCGCAGCUGCAACUACUUCACCAGAAGCCGCAGAGACAGUCCUCAAAAACUUCUAUGUGGACGACUGUUUGAAGUCAGUUGCCACCGAAGAGGAAGCUGUGCAUCUUGUAAAGGAGCUGACGGAGUUGUGUGCCAGUGGCGGCUUCCACUUAACCAAGUGGGUAAGCAACAGUAGGGCCUUGCUGUGCUCCAUCCCUGGCGACGAAAGAGCAGCUGAAGUCAAAGAUCUGGACUUGCAGCAAGACGAACUACCAGUUGAACGAGCGUUAGGCGUGCAGUGGUGCACAAGUUCCGAUAGCUUCAAGUUCAAGAUUCAGCUGCCUGACAAGCCAUGCACAAGACGAGGCAUCCUUUCAGUUGUUAGUUCGGUGUAUGACCCGAUGGGGUUUUUGGCGCCACUACUCCUGCCCGUCAAGCUCAUUCUGAGAAACCUUUGCAAGAACAAACGAGGCUGGGAUGAGGAAAUCUCAGAGAAGCCACAACGAACAUGGAAGAAGUGGCUAGCAGACCUUGACAAGCUGUCAGAGCUCAGCGUGAGCAGAUGUUUCAAGUCCAGCUCAUUCGGAGUCACAAAGGUCGCACAAAUUCACCAUUUUUCCGACGCAAGUCAAGACGGAUACGGGGUUGUGUCUUACCUCCUGUUGACGAAUGAGCAAGAACAGAAACACGUUUGCUUCUUGAUGGGCAAGUCCCGAGUUGCUCCGCUUAAGCAAGUUACGAUCCCAAGGAUGGAGUUGACAGCCGCCAUGGUCUCAGUCAAGGUUGACCGAAUGCUAAAAGAAGAACUUCAAGUUCCCUUGACACAUUCCAUCUUCUGGACAGAUAGUACGACUGUACUAAGGUACAUUGAAAAUGACGCUCUUCGUUUCAAGACGUUUGUGGCUAACCGCGUCUCUUUCAUUAGAGAAGCCACCACAAGAGCUCAGUGGAAGUAUGUCAACACCUCCCAGAACCCAGCUGAUCAAGCUUCAAGAGGCUUAAAGAUAGAGAGCUUCAUGUCAAGCGACAACUGGUUUCAAGGGCCUAGCUUCCUGAGCGAGCCUGACCACUGGCCAGAGCAACCUGAACAGUCUACUUACCUGUCAGAAAGUGAUGAAGAGGUGAAGACAUCAGCUGCUGUAUCGUGCACGAAUCCAGUGGUCGACAACACAGAGCCAGUGAACCAACUUGUGGAGCAUUACUCCAGCUGGUACAGACUCAAGAAGGCAACUGCUUGGAUUCUGCGCCUAAAAGAGAUACUGCAACACCUGAGUGAGAAAAGAAAAGAAUUAGUGAAAGCUGUGAAAGAAUCUGAACAUGACACAGAAAAACACAAAGCAAUGGUUGAAGAACAAAUGAACACCUGUAAAAAGAACUUGGAAAAGAAAAUGCUCACAGUUGAAGAGCUAUCCAGAGCAGAAAUGGAGCUGAUCAAAUACAGUCAGAGACAGACCUAUGCUGAAGAAAUAAAAGUUCUACAGAAAGGAAAUAAAAAUGUGAAAAGAACCAGCUCAAUUUUCAAAUUGGAUCCAUACUUACAAGAUGGUGUUUUGAGAGUAGGGGGCCGCCUGAACAGAUCAGCGAUGCCUGAGGAGGCCAAGCAUCCUUUCCUUCUGUCGAAACAACACAGAGUAGCCUACCUCAUUCUCCACCAUACCCACCUAGAAACCGGAUGCGGCGGCAGAAAUCUUGUCCUGGCAAGACUAAGACAACGAUAUUGGAUACCUAGAGCCAAUGCAGCAGCAAGAACAGUGAUCACAGAGUGCAACCUCUGUAAAAGACUGCAUGCAAAGGCUGGGGAACAGAAAAUGGCAGACUUGCCACAAGAUCGUCUGCUACCCGACAAACCGCCUUUUACAAACACAGGCAUGGACUACUUUGGUCCUUUUGAGAUAAAAAGAGGACGAGCCAAGGUCAAACGGUACGGAGUGCUCUUCACAUGUCUGACAGUCAGAGCAGUGCAUAUAGAAGUCGCAUACUCCCUCGACACGGACUCGUGUAUCAACGCUCUACGUCGGUUCCAAGCCAGACGAGGCCAAGUGUCUGUCAUCCGUUCCGACAACGGCACUAAUCUGGUCGGUGCAGAGAGAGAGUUGAGACAAGCCUUGAAAGAACUGGACCAGAGCCGCAUCAAUGAAGCUAUGAUGCAGAAGGGAGUGCAGUGGCUGUUCAACCCGCCUGCUGCAUCUCAUCAUGGCGGCAUAUGGGAACGUCAAAUUCGUACCGUGAGGAAGGUCCUGCGUUCUGUUGUAAGGCAACAAUCGUUAGAUGAUGAAGGACUGCAGACUUUCCUGUGCGAAGUUGAGAGCAUCAUCAAUGGGAGACCUAUUACAACCAACACAGAUGACCCCAACGACCUCGAGCCGUUAACCCCAAAUCAUCUACUCCUGUUGAAGACGCAACCCAGCAUGCCACCUGGUGUGUUCAGUAACGACGAUGUCUACGCACGACGGCGCUGGAGACAAAUUCAGUAUAUGACUGAUUUAUUCUGGAGGAGGUGGACCCAGGAGUAUCUGCCACUAUUGCAAGAGCGGCAAAAAUGGCUUGGAUUGAAGAGGAGCUUCAAGGUUGGAGAUGUCGUCCUUGUCGCGGAUCCAUCCCUGGCCAGGAACUGCUGGAUGCUGGGCAGAAUCACCAAGGUCGUGCCAGACUCCAGAGGGGUGGUCCGAAGUGCUGAAGUCCGGACGAAGACCAGCACCAUCCAAAGACCAAUAACUAAACUUUGUUUAUUGCAGGGAGAAGAAUGAAGAAAGAAGAGAAAGACUUACCUGAGAAGAUUAAACUUACCUGAAAGCUGAAGAAAGUUAAUGAUAAGUUAGAUAUGCAGUAAAAUGGUAAUGGCUCUGAGUUUAAGUUUUAAGUUGAUAAUUGAUAUGCUAAGGCCUAGUCAAUUAGGGGCUGGGAUAU